Gordionus sp. m RMFG-2023 is the source of this 1642-nucleotide messenger RNA. RefSeq names its product translation initiation factor eIF2B subunit gamma-like. The transcript is spliced from 13 exons. Gene Ontology annotation, molecular function: translation initiation factor activity; guanyl-nucleotide exchange factor activity. Gene Ontology annotation, biological process: cytoplasmic translational initiation; biosynthetic process. The coding region runs from base 20 to 1525 and encodes 501 amino acids. NCBI's taxonomy places the organism in Eukaryota, Metazoa, Nematomorpha, Gordioida, Chordodea, Parachordodidae. Gene Ontology annotation, cellular component: eukaryotic translation initiation factor 2B complex; guanyl-nucleotide exchange factor complex. The record is from RefSeq and is a predicted model, not a curated record.
GUUAAUUAUAAGCACCUUCAUGAGAAUAAUUGACAAGUUUCAGAUUAUGGAGUUUCAAGCAGUAAUUAUGGCAGCUGGGAGAGGUUCUCGUAUGCUAGAUUUAACAUCUAAAAUACCUAAACCUUUAUUAUCUAUCGCAAACAAGCCGCUGAUAUGGUACUCUGUUAAUUAUUUAGAGAAAUCAGGGUUUGAAGAGGUAACAAUAGUUACCUUAGAAUCUCUUAAAGAAGAUAUUUUCAGAGCUUUGGUUGAAGAAAAUGAUGUUCAAAUUGUAUUGAAUAUAAUAGGUAUCAAAGAUGAUAAUGAAUGGGGAACAGCUGAUUCUUUAAGAUUUAUUGCUGAUAAAAUAAAUUGUGAUAAUAUAUUAGUUAUCAGCUGUGAUACAAUCACUUUUAUACCUCUUCAAUUGUUAGCCAAUGUUCAUCGUACUAAAGAUUCUAGUCUAACUGUUCUGCUAACAUCAAGGCCCUCUCAAAUUCCUGAUGCAAAUAUAGGACCAAAAUCAAAAAUAAAAUAUGAACGGGACAUUAUAGGUUUAAAUGAUGAAGAAAGAUUAUUAAUAUAUGGAGCUGAGGCUGAUUUUGAAGAUAAAAUUAUAUUAAAGCAUUCAUUUCUGAUAAAUUAUCCAAACUUCAAUAUAUAUACAACAUUGAUGGAUUGUCAUAUGUAUAUGAUAAAAAAAUGGAUAAUAACAUAUAUAAUUGAAAAUAAAAAAAUAUCCUCAAUUAAAGGGGAUCUGAUACCUAAAUUAAUUCAAAAACGCCCUAAAAUACUUGUUUCUCAGUAUUCGUCCGAUAAUCUAAACAAAUCUUUUUCAACCCAAAGCUCAGCUCUAAAUUAUAUUACAAAAAAUCUUGACCUAACCAUAAUAAAUGAUAACUCGGAUAAUUUGGGCUCUUCUUACCUAACACCCUCUCUACAAAUGGGUGAUUCUAUCAACAAUACGCUUAGUAAUUCUCCAAAACAAUCAGCUAUAUGUUAUGAUCUAGCUUCAAAGCCAUACUUGGACACUUUUUACAAAAAUACCGAAACCCAGGAAAAAUCUCAUACCCUGCCUAAUUUUUUCGCUUACGUUUAUAGCGAAAUUCCUAGCUCUUGCAUUAGGGUCCACACUUUCCACGAAUAUUGCUUAGCUAAUAAAUUAGUUGCAAAAUCUAGUCAAAUGUUUUUCGACGAUCAAAAAUUGCAACAUAAGAGCAAUUUGCCUCCUGACGCAAAUAUACACAUAUCGAAUGAUUCUCUUUUGGAACAAUGUACCCUCAAGGAAAACGUUAACAUUAAAAAGUCUAUUAUAGGUAAACAUUGCUCUUUCGAAAACAACGUUAAAAUCACGAAUUCUAUCAUUGGCAAUCACGUCAUAAUACGGGAAAACUCAAAUAUUAACAAUUCAGUUAUUUUAAACCAUUGUGAAUUGGGAAAAAAUUGCGAAAUCAAAGACAGUUUUAUAGGAUGUUCACAAAAUUUGCCAGAUAAAAGUAAAAUGGUUAACGAAGAAUUGCUGGAUCGAGUGUUUAUGGAGAUAUAAAAUAUAUUAUUAAAAAUGUUAUAUUGUUAUAAAAAAAUCAUACGUUUAAAAAUAUUUUUAUGUUCAUCAUGUAAUCAAUUACACAUUUUUUUUAUAUUUUGUAUAAAUAAAAAUAAU